UUAUAAUCUGCCACAUUUUCAUCGAUCAGAAAGAGCAAACAAAUAUUAUGUAUAUAUUUAUACAAAGAAACUAAGCAAAGGCCAUAAAAGAGAAGAGGAAGAAUAGAAUGGCUUGGCAAUCAGAGACAAUGGAAAAUGAAGCAUUGGCAACAGAAGCUCCAUUAGCACCAAUCACUUCUCAAAGAAAAGUUGUAACUCACCUCGAAACUUCACUCCCUAAGCCUUAUAUGCCAAGAGCACUGGUAGCUGUAGAUGCAGAGCAUCCAAAUGGAACAGAAGGCCAUAAACACAACAAUAUGAGUGUUCUUCAGCAACAUGCUGCUUUUUUUGACCAAGAUAACAAUGGCAUUGUUUAUCCUUGGGAAUCUUAUGCUGGAAUGCGUGCCGUUGGUCUCAAUCCAAUUGCAUCCUUUUGUUUGGCUAUGCUUAUUAAUUCCUCAAUUAGUUAUUCCACUCUCCCUGGAUGGCUACCCAAUCCUUUGUUUCCCGUAUACAUUGACAACAUUCAUAGAUCCAAGCACGGUUGUGAUUCUGGGGUUUAUGACACGGAAGGAAGAUUUGUUCCAAUGCAUCUUGAGAACAUUUUCAGCAAGUAUGCUCGUACUGUACCAGACAAAUUGUCACUAAAAGAGAUUUGGGAGAUGACUCAAGGCAAUCGAUCUCCAUAUGACUUAUUUGGCUGGUUAGCGAGUAAGGUGGAAUGGCUGAGCUUGUAUGCUAUUGCUAAAGAUGAAGAGGGUUUUGUGAGCAAAGAAGCUGUGAGGCGUCUUUUCGAUGGGAGCUUGUUUGAAUAUUUAGCUAAGAAAAAUUCAGGCACUACUGAUGCUAAGAUGGAAUGAGAUUUUCAUAAUAAGGAUUGAAGCUAUAACCACUUGAUUAUAUGUAUUAUUAAGAAAUAAAAUUAAAAUGAGUACGAAAUUUGCCCCCCCCCCCCCCAACUAUUAACACUUGUAAUUCGUGCCCUCCAAGUAUUUUACGUUGUUAAAAAUCCAUCUUAAAUUAUGUACUAUUGCUGAA
Molecule: messenger RNA, 1017 nt
Organism: Humulus lupulus (European hop)
Lineage: Eukaryota; Viridiplantae; Streptophyta; Magnoliopsida; Rosales; Cannabaceae
Product: probable peroxygenase 3
Exons: 6
Coding region: 108-839 (243 amino acids)
Molecular function (GO): calcium ion binding; monooxygenase activity
Source: RefSeq, a predicted model, not a curated record